AUGGUUGAAAAUCUUGAUAAUAUGAAUGAAGAUGUCGAUAAUCUUGCAGAAAAGAUUUCUGAAUUAGGGACUAGAGAAGUUGUUAAGCACACUUCAUUACAAGAAACAAAACAUGAAGUUGAAGUUAAACUUGUUGAUGAAGACGAACCUUUAUUAUCUGUAGCAACGUUUGAACAAUUAAAUUUGAGCGCAGAUUUAUUGAAAGGUGUAUAUGAAAUGGGUUUUUCAAAUCCAUCAAAAAUUCAGGCCAAAGCAUUACCAUUAUUACUCAAGGAUCCACCACAAAAUAUGAUUGGUCAAUCACAAUCAGGUACUGGUAAAACCGCGGCUUUUGUUUUAACAAUGUUGAGUAGGAUAGAUCCUGGAUUAAAAGAACCACAAGCACUUUGUUUGACACCAUCAAGAGAAUUAGCUCGUCAAAUUAUGACAGAAGUUAGAAAAAUGGGCAAAUACACAUCAGUGGUCACUGCUGAAGCUAUUCGAGAAUCUCAACCUAGAGUAACUAAAACAAGACUGGGUGAAUUUCAUGGUGUUCAAUUGAUAGUUGGUACACCUGGUACAGUUUAUGAUCUAUUGAAAAGACAAAUCAUAGAAAAAAAUUUUUUUAAAAUAUUUGUGCUGGAUGAGGCUGAUAAUAUGUUGGAUCAACAAGGUCUAGGAGAUCAAAGUAUAAGGAUAAAAAACAUAAUGCCUAAAAAUUGUCAAAUUGUACUUUUUUCUGCUACAUACCCACUUGAAGUACGUAAUUUUGCUAGUAGAUUUGCACCAAAUGCAAAUGAAUUUAGUUUAAAAGUCGAGGAAUUAUCUGUUAGAUCCAUUAAACAAUUUUAUGUGGAUUGUACAGAUGAAGAUCAUAAAAUUAUUGUAUUAGAUGAACUAUAUUCCUUAUUAACAAUUAGUCAAACAAGGUUGAUGACAGAAAGAAAUCGUAGAGUUAUCAAUCUUCACGCUGGACUAUCAACUAUUGAAAGAGAUCAAGUGAUGGAUGGUUUUCGGUCAGGCAGUGCCAAAGUAUUGAUUACAACAAAUGUCUUGGCACGUGGAAUAGAUGUGUUGCAAGUGAAUUUAGUGAUUAAUUAUGAUCUACCAGUUGAUUACAGUGGUAGAAAUCCUGAUUAUGAGACUUAUUUACAUCGUAUCGGUCGUACUGGUAGAUUUGGUAGAUCUGGUGUUUCUAUUAAUUUUGUUCAUGAUUUAACAAGUUGGGAGUUGGUUAAAAGGAUUGAAGAACAUUUCAAACGUGAUAUUAUAAAGCUUCCAACAGAUAAUUGGCCUGAAGUUGAAGAAAUAGUAAAGAAAUAUGUUUCUUAA
Molecule: messenger RNA, 1311 nt
Organism: Entrophospora sp. SA101
Lineage: Eukaryota; Fungi; Glomeromycota; Glomeromycetes; Entrophosporales; Entrophosporaceae
Source: the annotation of a GenBank genome assembly